Molecule: messenger RNA, 1725 nt
Organism: Pocillopora meandrina
Lineage: Eukaryota; Metazoa; Cnidaria; Anthozoa; Scleractinia; Pocilloporidae
Source: the annotation of a GenBank genome assembly
AUGGAGUUCGAAUUUAGGUCCUGUACUGUUCAAGACGGCCAAUUUGAGGAUGCCGAAGAAGACGAAAGUGUAGUACCGAACUCACUGACUCAUUAUAUUUCUCAUGAACCCAUCGGGAAAGAAGUACAGGAGCUGGACAAACAUCAAAAUGGCGAAUCGAUAGACCACGUGAAAUCUUCUUCAGAAGACAGCGACGAUGAAGAUUUUGAUGGAUGGGAUUGGGAAGACGAGACAGGGGAUUUUACGAAACGUUAUAACGCAUCAAAGUCAGAAGUUCAUGUUUCGAAUACCACAGGUAAACGCCAGUCUUCUUUACAACCGAACGAAAAAUCGUUUGCAAAAUUUGGCAAUCGAAUUAAAGUGGAGAAGUACGAGGGACCGAAAUUAUCCAACAAAGCCGCGAAUGUUCUGAUCCAAGCCAAUAAGAAGCUUGAAAAUGACAGAGUGCGUGCUAAAGAUAAGGCAGACAGGGCCACUGUUGAACAAGUUAUGGAUCCUCGAACAAGAAUGAUUCUGUUCAAAAUCCUAAACAAAGGAGUUAUCAGUGAAAUAAAUGGCUGCAUCAGCACUGGAAAAGAGGCAAAUGUAUAUCACAGUACGAAUUCAAAUGGUGACGAGAGGGCAGUGAAGGUUUACAAGACGUCCAUUCUUAUCUUUAAGGACAGGGAUAGAUAUGUGACUGGCGAAUUCAGAUUCCGUCAUGGAUAUUGCAAACACAACCCCCGAAAGAUGGUUAAGACCUGGGCGGAGAAGGAAAUGCGAAACCUUACGCGAAUGUUCAAUGCGGAUAUCCCUUGCCCAGAACCGAUCAUUCUUCGCAGUCAUGUUCUCGUCAUGAGCUUCAUUGGGGUGGAUGGCUGGCCAGCUCCUCUACUCAAGGAUGUCACGUUGUCGGAAUCUAAAGCUAGAGAACUGUACCUCCAGUGCAUUCAGAUCGUACGAAACAUCUACUGGAAAUGCCGUCUUGUUCACGCCGAUCUGAGCGAGUUUAACAUGUUAUACAGUGGAGAUCAGCUGUAUGUGAUUGAUGUUUCGCAGUCUGUGGAGCACGAUCAUCCACACGCCUUAGAAUUCUUACGAAAAGACUGUACAAAUGUUACCGACUUCUUUAAGAAGAAUGGAGUCUGUGUCAUGAAUGUUCGCGAGCUAUUCGACUUUGUAACAGAUCCCACCCUGAAUGACGACAAUGUGGACAACUAUCUUGAGAGAGCACAAGCGAUCGCAGCUAAUCGUGGAGUUGAGGAAGAAACCCCUGAAGAGACAGUGAAGGAAGAAGUGUUUAAGAAAGCUUACAUUCCCCGAACGCUCGAACAAGUUGUAGACUUUGAGAAAGAUGCGCAGAGAGUCAAAGAAGGACAAGCAGAAGAAAUUUUGUACUCAACUCUAACCGGCCUGAAAUCUGACCUAACAGGAGUGCUGGCGCAUCCUGAACUCCUCACAAAUCAACCAGAAAAUCAAGGAGACAAUGAACAUCUUUGUGUUGACAAACUGGACAUCAUGAAUGUUGAUGACGAUGCUAGUUCUGAAGAUGAGGCCUUCAGUGCUGACGAAAAUGAUACAGAGAAAGGAAAGAAUUUACACAAGGAAGGCACAGGUAUGAGCAAAAAGGAGCACAAAAAACUUGUUAAAGAAGCAAACAGAGAAAGGAGACAGAACAAAACACCCAAACAUGUCAAGAAAAGGAAAGAGAAGUUAGCGAAGACAAAAAGAGGAAGAAAUAAUUGA